This is a messenger RNA of Ictidomys tridecemlineatus (thirteen-lined ground squirrel), 7421 nucleotides long. RefSeq names its product netrin 5 (gene Ntn5). The record is from RefSeq and is a predicted model, not a curated record. Gene Ontology annotation, biological process: motor neuron axon guidance; dendrite development; animal organ morphogenesis. NCBI's taxonomy places the organism in Eukaryota, Metazoa, Chordata, Mammalia, Rodentia, Sciuridae. Gene Ontology annotation, molecular function: protein binding. Gene Ontology annotation, cellular component: basement membrane.
UCAGCGGACACAACAUCUUUCUUUGUAUGUGGUGCUGAGGAUGGAACCCGGUCCGCACGCAUGCCCGGUGAGCGCGCUACCACUUGAGCCACAUCCCCAGCCCUCGUCCCAUCUGUUUUAAUACCACCCGCCCAACUCAAGGUUCUUCCACUGAGAGAAGCUAAUGCUGCUGCAGCCAGGCCCCAGGUGAGUCCCAGGCUGGCACCAGCAGAGUGGGGACCAGAGCCUGGGCCAAUUGGGAGGAGACACUGACUCAGGACCAGAGUGCAUCCUCCAGGGCCACCUCAUGGUGUGUGGCCAGAGUAGCCCCAUGGCCUCGUGCUCAGAAAGGCUCCCUGGUGGAGUCUGACAUCCUGCUGCUGCAUCUUGAAGUUCUUUGUAAAUGCUGGUCAGGCACCAAGUGGACGACAUGCUGCUGGGGCCCUCCAACCCCGUUGCUUGCCCUGAGGGGGCCCUCUGAGCACCAUCUACUGGGAUCUCCUGUGCUCCCCCUCAUGGCUGUUUGUCAGUCUCAACAACCAGGACACCCCCACACACACUAGCCUGCUGUCCUGCUCCCUAUGUCAGUGGAGGGUGGCAGAGACCCACCUGAGCCAUCUGGUGCCAACACCUACCCUGAACUGACUGCACCUAUUUGCAGAUGUCCCUCUUCUGAGCUCAACACUAAUACCAUGUCUGAUAACAAGACAACCCAGAUCCACUGCGGGUGUCACACAGGGCGUGGUCUGGACACUCGCAGCAGGGCCGAGGGGGUGAAGGUCCCAAAGGGAGCACCUCAGUCUUCCAGCUCGGGGAUGUUUCCUGGGCUCUGGAGGCUUCUAGACCAUCCCCUCCUCCUCCCGUCUUGCAGGAGCCUUCAGGGCUUCUAAUGGCCUGGGGCACUGCAGCUAUUAAGAACAAAGGAGGAAGGAGGAGGCCCACCGGGAGGAGAGUUUAGGGACCUCUUGUCCUACAAGGAAAACCAAGGUGGCCUGAGCCUCCGGAGUCCUCUCUACAGCAGGACUCCCUGUGCACCAGCACUUCCGGGGCUGCAGGGCUCCUGUCCCAGCACUCAGAGGGGCUGCCCUUGCCUCCUUCAGACCUCAACCCAAAUGUUCCCUUGUUGUCCCACUGAAACCUAUAGGACUCCCACCACCCCAGCAACCACCCCCUGCUUGCUGGCUUCUCCCCUCACCCCACCCCUCCCCCUUGAUGGAACCCAGAGGCUGGGGGACUCUACCACUGAGCCACAUACCCAACCCUUUUUAUUUUGAAACAGGGUCUCUUUAGGUUGCCCAGACGGGCCUCCAACACUCCCUCUCUUGCCUCAGCUUCCAGAGUCGCUGGGAUCACAUGUGUCCUUGCCAGGCCCGGUCCCCUGGCCUGCCUUUGCUCUGAAGCACUUGAUACCCUCUAGGAGUUUAUAGGAAGAAAGUGCUCAAAAGAAAGUGCCUUUUGUCUCUAGGUGACCUCUGGAGGGCCAGCGCCCGGAGGUACUGUUCACUGCCCGUCCUGCUGUCGGGCAGCAGAAGGAGCGUGCUCAGGACUCCUUGAUCAGCUAGUCAUGACUCUUGCAAUAUGCCACUCUGUCUCUCACGCAUCCCUUGCCCAGGUUCCACAAGGCCCCCUCUGACGGGGUCUCUUGGCCCCAAUCGGAUAUGGAUUUUUCUUGAAGCUAAUCCCUCCUCACAGCUUUAGGAAUUAACACCCAUCUUUUAAAUCUGAUGUCCCUGCCCUUGAUCCUCCUGGAUUAUGUACCUGAGGGUCACCCAGAACCAGAAUCGUGGUUGCACCCCACCCCAGAACAGCAUGGGGCAGGGAGUACCCUGAUACCUGUCAGGCACAGCCCCGCUGAGCCACAACAAAUGCCAGGGUCCUCAAGGCCAAGGAGCAGCCAACGCUGAGCACCAUCCUGGGACUGGAGGCCUCUGCUUUCCCCAGAGGGAAGCUAGAAAACUUUAUUUUUCUAGUUACCACCAUUCACAUGGGCAAUUCAACAUUUGCACAAGAAUCUAAAAACAAAAGCGGCUGGGGAUCAAGGCCCCCUGUUGCUGGGGAGUCUUUGAGCCCUGCCCCUGGUGCUCCCCACUUUCUCCUAGGCCCCCCCAGAACCCACAGGCCUGAGGUGCUCUGCUUCUCCACUGCUCUCCCCGCCCUCCCAUCCCAGGCAUUGAGUUCUCUGAGUUUCCCUGCAGCUGACCUGAUCCUUCCAAGAACAGAUUUUUAGGACUUGAAAGCAACUGACCUCAAUGCUUUGUUAGCCCACAGGCGACACCAGGUUCCUGCAAGGAUGAGGAGGGGUGGCUGGGGUCAGCAGAAUUCCCCAUGGCCAAUGCCCCACCUCAGCCUGAACAGCCCACAGGUCAGCCCUCCCAAAUUGCAGCCGUGGCGCCACACAGCUGAGCCACGCCCUGGGGAGUUGGUAGGCUGGGGCAAGUGGGAGUGGACCCAGGACCCCAGCCACCCAUCCUACCUGCCUGGAGCCUCCUCCACCCACCUGCCUGGGGCCGCCCAGCUGUGGACCCACCAGGGGCAGCGGUUCUCUGGUCCCACAUGGUCUCCGGUGUUGUGGCUGGCAGGGGUCCCUGUGGGGAGAGUGUGGCUGUGGUUGGCGAGGGGACUAGGGCGGCGGGGGUGGGGGAGGUGGUGUAGGAUUCUGCGGGCUCUGCUCAAAGCUCCCGCCCAGAACCCCCACGAGCCUGGCCUGAGCACAGCUACUCGUCACUCCUUCCUGAGAGCCCACCGCGGCCAGUCGAGCUCCUGCAAAGGCAGCGCAGUGGGGACCGACUACAGGACGCUCUUCUUGUUGCAGGUUUGGCUGACUACAGGGCUUGAGGCUGGGAUGGGGUGCACACAAAGGGAGGGAAGCCUGGGUCCCCAUAGACCCCACUACCCAAGCCAGGCAGCGGCUGGUCUUCUGGGAUCCCAUUGGACCUACCUGCUCUGAAGGGUGGGGUGGGCUACAGGCCCCCAGGGGUAAAUGUGGGGAUGUGAUAGCAGGCACCACGCAGGCAGGGGCUGGUUUCUGUGUCCCAGGAGCACCAGGGUACCCACACCCUGGUUCCCCAGGUGCUAAGGGCCAGAAGGCAGGACUCCCUGAACCACCUAGCAAGGGGGAUGUUCUCACACAGGGUGAGAAGGGGGUGAGGGUUCCUUAACAAGGCUGGGGCCCAGGGGCCCAGUGAGCUGCCACGAGAGCAAAAUGGCGCCAGGCUCACUGGGGACAGUGUCGGUAGUCCGGGGCGGGGGAGGCAGGUCCGCAUGGCAACAGCAGCUUCCCACCAAGGGUGCCCCAGAGACCCCAGCCCAGGUGCCAGCUUGGGUGUGGAUUCAGAGCCAGGCAGGAACCCAAGAAAGAUCCCUACUCCGAGUGGGCUGCUCCCCGGGCGCUGGUGUUCGGGAGAGAAGGGAAGGGCCAGUUGAGGGCUGAGUCCUUCCCAGCUCCUGCCUUGCCCUGGGGUCUGUCUGGAUUUCUGCUCCCCGAGGGGGAUCUGGCAUCUGGCACCCUCCUCUCCCACCCUCCCGCUUGUCUCUGCUCCCUCAUUACCCACCACCCCCAACAUCUGCUCCCCCAUCUGCUCCAGGGACCUGAGGACGGAUGGAGAGUGUGGGGACUCUGAUUCCUGGGCCCCGCUGAGGCCUAGAGUGGCUGGUGGGAUGAGAUGAUCAGAAAGUACCAGAAAUCUAACCUCAGAAUCCCACUCCAGGUGCUGGCUCUACUGGGAUCAUGCCCGUGACCUUUGCCCUCUUGUUCCUCCUAAGCCGGGCAACCUCGGACCCAUGCUAUGAUCCAGGGGGACGCCCUCGCUUCUGCCUUCCACCAGUGACCCAGCUGACAGGUGGCAUAGCAGCCUCCUGCCCCCAGUCCUGUACCCUUUCCCCAGGGACUAGUCCUGGCCCUGGGGCCACCUGCAAUGGCAGUCUGACCCUGGAUUUGGAUGGCCCCUUCCUCCUGACGUCUGUCAGCCUGCGCUUCUGCACCCCAGGACCCCCAGCCCUAGUUCUAUCUGCGGCCUGGGCUGCAGGGGGUCCCUGGAGGCCUCUGUGGCGCAGACCUGCCUGGCCUGGGGCUUUGGGGGGUCCUGAGAGGGUCAUCUUUCGCUCCCCACCAGGCCCUAAGGCCAGGGUGGUGGCCAGCCACCUCCGUGUGGAGUUUGGAGGCCGAGCAGGGCUGGCAGCAGCUGGCGUGAGAGGCCGCUGCCAGUGCCAUGGCCAUGCGGCCCGCUGUGCUGCCCGUGCCCGGCCCCCGCGCUGCCGCUGCCGCCACCACACCACCGGCCCAGGGUGCGAGAGCUGCCGCCCAUCCCACCGAGACUGGCCCUGGAGGCCUGCCACGCCCCGGCACCCCCACCCCUGCCUGCCCUGCUCCUGCAACCAGCAUGCUCGACGCUGCCGGUUCAACUCUGAGCUGUUCAGGCUGUCUGGUGGCCGGAGUGGGGGUGUCUGUGAACGGUGCCGCCACCACACAGCUGGGCGACACUGCCACUACUGCCAGCCAGGGUUCUGGAGGGAUCCCAGCCAGCCUAUCACCAGCCGAAAGGCCUGCAGGGCCUGCCAGUGCCACCCCAUUGGGGCAACAGGAGGCACCUGCAACCAGACCAGUGGGCAGUGCUCCUGCAAGUUAGGGGUCACAGGCCUGACGUGCAGUCGCUGUGGUCCUGGCUACCAGCAGAGCCGCUCCCCUCGGAUGCCCUGCCAGCGAAUUCCAGAAGCAACAACCAUCUUUGCUACUACACCUGGUGCUUCCAGCUCUGACCCUCAGUGUCAAAACUACUGCAAUAUUUCGGAUACCAGAGUACACAUGAGCCUUCAGAGGUACUGCCAGCAGGACUAUGUUCUGCACGCUCAGGUGCUGGCGUUGGAGACGGCCGGCCCUGCAUGGCGACGGCUGGCCGUGCGGGUGCUGGCCGUGUACAAGCAGCGGGCGCGGCCUGUGCAACGGGGCGGCCAGGACGUCUGGGUGCCCGGCGCCGACCUGGCCUGUGGCUGCCUGCGCCUACAGCCCGGCACCGACUACCUGUUGCUGGGCAGCGCGGCCGGAAACCCGGACCCCGAGCGCCUCGUCCUAGAUCGCUACGGCCUCGCACUGCCCUGGAGGCCGCGCUGGGCCCGGCCGCUGAGGCGGCUACAGCAGGAGGAGCGUGCAGGGGGCUGCCGCGGCCUGGAGCCUCCCUCACCCAACCCUAGGCCUUAACACUAACCAGGGCGCGCGAGGCGUCGACGCCCAGCAAUGCGGAACCUGCCACGCAGCCUUCCACAGCCGCGCGCGUCCUGAGAGAGCCAAUCAGAAGCCACGGAGCGCCUUACGUCACCGGCACGCGCCAGCAACGCGCAGGCGCAGGAGAUUUUUCACCAGAAGGCGCCUGAGCCGGAUUUUGGUCCCGUGGCCCUUCGUUUGACUUGUGACACAAGCAGUUAGUUACCCACAAUAAAGUCUCAAAUCUUGAGGAAUUUCGUCCUCAGAGCCCAGAUCUGUACUGGGAGAGUCUCUAGGGGCAAAUGAAGACGGUCUUGAGGAAUCUGCCCAGCUGAAGUUAUCCCCGGGCUCCCUGAGACAAAGUGGCCAAUCCCCUGAAAGAACUCCUGUGGCGUCAUCGGGUGUUAAGGACAGGCCCAAAGAGGGGCGUGUCUGGAAAAGGCGGGAAAUUUAACUUCCUUAAAAGGGACCAUGGUUCCCAAUUUCCAGAAAGUUCCAGAUUUAGUAAUUUUUCAUUUCUGAGGGACCUCUGGAUAGUCUCUGAGGAAGGAAUAAGGGGACUUUGAGUGAAUGUCUGAAGAAGGUUCUGAUGGGUUCACCUGGGCUUCAAGUGCAGCCUGGACCCUUUCCUGAGAGCUGCAGAGUAGUAGGACAUCACUCGGUGCUAAGCAGAAUUCUAUCCCUGCCCAACAGUGGGGCACCUACAGGCCACAGGGGUGGGGCCAAAAAGGCAGGAAGCAAAGUACUAAGGGAUGGAAGGUUGUCAUGGCCUAGCACCUUCCCUGACACUCAGACCUCUGUCCCUGCACUCACAAGCAGGCUCUUCAAAUUUGAGUGACCUUUUCUGCAGAGUCACUGAGGAGGUACUUGGAGGGAGUCUUAGGGAUUUGAACCUGGAAAUAACAUUUUUCUUCCAUGAGACAAAAAUGAGGCUCUCAGCAAAUGGGAAGUAGGACGGGUCAUGUCACACGGUGCUAGGCUGCUAGUCCUCCAGGGAACCUGGGUUUGCUCCUGGUGAUGCUAGAAGAAAUAGCCUCCAGGGGAUAACUAUUUGAGUUCCAAGCCACCAAUGAAAAUCCCCUUUGGCGGGGGUGGGGGGGGGGGGGGACGACACACCUCACCUUUGGCUUCCAGUUAGACCCAGGAUGGGGGUAUCUCUGAAGCUGAAGUCUUAGGGAGAUAUUAUAAGAAAAGUUUCAGGAAAACUGUAUAAAUCCCUUCUGUUUGCCCUUUUCAUUGUCUUUUGAAGUCAAUUCAAUUGGGAAUUCACCCACCAUUCCAUGUUCAGUUCCAAACCCACCAGCAAGUCCCAUCCGCUCCUUCAAGAUUCAUGUCCAGAAUUCAACCAUUUUUACCACCUCCAUUGCUACCACCUUGGUUCAAGCCAACAUCACUGCUCCCUCACAGCUACCCCUUAGAGUCUUCUUCAUGCAGAAGCAGGAUGACCAGUUUAAAAUGCAAAUCCAGAAGAAUCUCUCUGCAUAGCAGUCGGAUUGUAUCACUCCUAUGCCCAACAAUCAAAUCCAAAGUCCUUGCCUGCCUUAUAAGGCCCUAUACGAUCUACCCCUGCCAUGUCACUGACUUCUCCUCCUCCAACUCUUCCUCAUUCAUGCCACUGCAGCCACACUGUCCUCCUUCCUGUUCCUGUAGAAACCAAACGCACUCUGCCCCGGGGCCUGAGACACACUUCCUCAGUAACAGCAAGCUGCUUCCACAGUCUUCCAUUAAUCAGGUUACCUGACGGCUUCGCAUAAUGAAAGUUUAUUUCUUGCUCAUGUACAUGUCCAAUGUCGGUUGGCAAGGGGUGGUUUUUCAGUCACUCAGGGACCCAGAUGAGAGUCAUGCACCAUGGUGUGUCAUCAGUUGCAUCCUGUGGUACCCCCACCCCCACAUCAUGUGGCAACCAGAGGAAGCACUGAAUUGCCUGGCAUGCGUGCGGCCCAGGUUUGAUCCUCAGCACCACAUACAAACAAAGAUGUUGUGUCCGCCGAAAACUGAAAAAUAAAUAUUAAAAAAAAUUCUCUUUCUCUCUUUAAAAAAAAAUAAUAAUCACAUCUAGAAAGUACCUUCUGCCAUGUAAGCCGAAAUGUAUUUAUCUGUUUACUCUUUGUGUUGUCAUUGUUCCACUGUAACAUGGGCACCAUGGGAACAGGGAUUCUAAUUUGGUCAUGGAUGUAUCUCUGUACCUAGAAAAUUAGCUAACAUAAUAGGUGCACAAUAAAUUUUGGUUGAAUGGAUAAAUCAA